Molecule: messenger RNA, 1560 nt
Organism: Cucurbita pepo subsp. pepo (vegetable marrow)
Lineage: Eukaryota; Viridiplantae; Streptophyta; Magnoliopsida; Cucurbitales; Cucurbitaceae
Source: RefSeq, a predicted model, not a curated record
UGCGUCAUCUUCUUCGAUACACCGACCAACUCUGCUCCCUCACUCAUUUCUCUCUUCUGCUCAAAUCUCUGCAUUUUCAUUUGCUUCCCAUGGCUACAACCUCUCCAUCCAGAUGUCUACCUCACAAAGAAAUUUAAAAGACGGAUUGAGGAUGAUGGGAUAUUUUGUUCCUGUAGCCCUACAUCAGGAUCUCCAGGUGUCUGCGAUAGAGAUUGCCAUUGUGGAAUGCUGUUGUCUAGCUGUUCUUCAGGCUGCAAGUGUGGGAUUUCAUGUCUCAACAAACCAUUUCAGCACCGGCCUGUGAAGAAGAUGAAACUGGUUGAGACUGAGAAAUGCGGUUCUGGGAUUGUAGCUGAUGAAGAUAUCAAACAUGGAGAGUUUGUAAUAGAAUAUGUAGGCGAAGUAAUUGAUGACAAAACAUGUGAAGAAAGGCUAUGGAACAUGAAGCAUCGUGGAGAGACAAACUUCUAUCUAUGCGAGAUCAAUCGAGAUAUGGUAAUUGAUGCCACAUACAAGGGAAAUAAGUCGAGAUAUAUAAAUCAUAGUUGUUGUCCCAAUACAGAGAUGCAAAAAUGGAUUAUAGACGGAGAGACGAGAAUUGGCAUAUUUGCGACUCAAGACAUACAGAAGGGCGAGCAUCUAACUUAUGAUUAUCAGUUUGUUCAGUUUGGUGCCGAUCAAGAUUGUCAUUGUGGUGCUGUUGGCUGCAGAAGAAAGCUGGGUGUAAGACCUACGAAGCCAAAGAUAUCUUCGGACGCUGCGUUGAAACUUGUAGCUUGCCAGGUGGCUGUAUCUUCACCUAAGCUGAAAGCAAUCUUGUCUGGAAGAGAUGUUAUCAAAAAUGGAACUUUGCAUGUAGGAAGUUCAAAGCAGGCACGCAACCAGCAAGUGGUGCACGCCUAUAAUUGCAUUGGUGAGGUCAUUUGGAUUGCUCGCCCCAUCAGUGGAAGGUCUUUUGGUAUUAUAAAGAGAUUUGAUCGAUAUUCCAGAAAACAUUCCAUCAUGUUUGAAGACGGCAAUGUAGAAUUUCUUGACAUGUCAAAAGAGGAUUGGGAAUUCGCAAGGCUGUGAUAAGAGUUGUAGAGGGUAUGCAGAGUGCAGCAUUAACGUGAGAAUCAGCAACAUGAAUACACAUUCACUUACUUACCUUUUGGGAAACUAAGCGAGGAAGGGCAGAAGGGUUCCUCUCUCAGGCUAUUGUAGUAAGCAAAACUUCUUCUGAUGAUGCUGGACUCUUAAUUGAAACCCGAAAUCUGAACAAAGUAGAAAGGAAAAGGGUAAAGAAAAAAGAUGAUGAUUGUGAUAUUGUAUUGUUGGUGAGAAUGUUGUAUGAUAUGUAAUACUGUUCUUUUACAUUAGAAAAAAGAAUAAGGACUCGCCCAAAUCGACUUCGUUAGGUUAGUAUAGUUUCGGGAUCAGCGUGGGAAUUAUUUUUGAACCGUCUUCUAUUCCUCAUCAUACCAACUGUUGUAAAGUGUAUUGAUUGUAUCUCUCUCCCUCUGCCUGUUAAUGUCACUCAGUGGCAUUGCUUAUUAAUCCAUUCAUAACACAUUUACUACC